This is a messenger RNA of Octopus sinensis (East Asian common octopus), 1406 nucleotides long. RefSeq names its product zinc finger protein 239-like. Bases 543 to 1397 code for a protein of 284 amino acids. NCBI's taxonomy places the organism in Eukaryota, Metazoa, Mollusca, Cephalopoda, Octopoda, Octopodidae. The record is from RefSeq and is a predicted model, not a curated record. Gene Ontology annotation, biological process: regulation of transcription by RNA polymerase II. Gene Ontology annotation, molecular function: DNA-binding transcription factor activity; RNA polymerase II cis-regulatory region sequence-specific DNA binding. The transcript is spliced from 2 exons.
AAUUGGGCAGCGAAUUAAGUCUGUCUCAUGAGCGCCGAAGUAAUGUAUACACAAGUGGGAAUCGAAACCAGAUUGUCGACCGAGCUUAGCUUACAACAAAUCUAUGUAAUUUGUUUUCUUAGUAUUGAAUCGGUUUUUUUUUUGGCUUCGGAUUUCAUACAAUAAGGAACACUCGCAAAGUUUUCACCGGGAGGAUGCAUGCACUUUAUAACUGCUUCUGCUAUGAACUCUGCAAACGUUGUUUAAUUGAUCUCACGACUGCUAAUGUUAAAGUAACUCUGCCGAAAAUUGAAACCGAGCAACAAAAUGUGGACGACAGCUGUCAUGUUGAAUAAGUUGCAAGUCUACCAACAACAACACAGAGCAAAAAGCAAGAAAACUAUAAUCUGUUUGUUAUAUUAAAAACAUAGUAUGGAAUUCAUUUAAGGCGGUUUAGCUACUCCAUUAAGCUGGCCUUAAGUGAAGCAAUCCUAAAGAAGACGCUUCUCAAGUGUUUUGAACUAAAAUGGUUUUACUCCAUUACUGAGAGACCCAAAUUCUAAAUGUGGAAUGAAAAAGCCAAAAUGUUCCAGUGUAAGCUUUGUGGGGAUGAAUUUCCAAAGAAGACUAAAUUGAAAAACCACAUGCGGAUGCAUUCCGGAGAGUGUUAUGAAUGCGAGACCUGUGGGAAAUCAUUUCCAAUGAAGUAUUGUUUAAUAGUUCAUGAAAGAAUACACUCAGGGGAAAAACCUUUCUGUUGUGAACAAUGUGGAAAGGGCUUUGCUGCAAGCUCUCAUCUCGUUACACAUAUUAGAACACACACAGGUGAAAGACCCUUCAGUUGUAAACACUGUGGUAAAUGCUUUACAAGAGGUUCCCAUUUGUUAAUUCACACGCGAAUUCACACUGGGGAAAAACCGUUUAGUUGCGAUAUAUGCGGUAAGGGAUUUUCUGCCAAUUCACACUUAAGAAGACAUGUCCGGACUCACACAGGGGAAAAACCAUUUAAAUGUAGUACAUGUGGUAAAGCUUUUUCUCAAGGCUGCACAUUGUCGUUGCACAUGCGUAAACAUACUGGAGAGAAACCGUUCUCCUGCGACACUUGUGGUCAAAGCUAUCCUUCGAAUACCAUUCUGAGGAAACACAUGAGGAGACACGAUGUGAAGAAACAGUUUCAGUGUGAUGUGUGUGGCAAAUAUUUCAUAUUACAAUGUCUUUUGAAAAUACAUGUGCGGACCCACACGGGUGAAAAACCUUUCAAGUGUAAAGUGUGUCAGAAAGGGUUCAUUGGAAACUCUCAGUUACUUAGACAUAUGAAGUCACAUACGGGAGAUAAACCUCACGUAUGUGCAAUAUGUGACAAACACUUUUCAUAUUUUUGUCUAUUGAAAAAUCAUGUAAAGACACAUACUGGAUAAGAAAUAAGA